AUCGGACUCCAAAAGGCCGUUUGAUAGCAAACUAUCCAAUAUUCAUAAAAUGGAUUAUCUUUGAAAGAAUGUCCAGCUCCGAGAAUGAGGAGGAGCGGACGGGAUUUGAUUGGAGUGAGCAAGCUCAAAAUGAGGUGCGACCCGCGGCCGGAGAGUUCAGCGAGGCUCAUCCGGGUUCCGACCCAUUUGUCCUGUAUGCCCAGGAGUCGAUCCACAUCACUGUGGCUGCACCUUUGAAUGCCCUCCUGCGCCCUUAUCAACGGCAAGGGAUUCAGUUUCUCUUCAACGGGCUCUUUGGCGAGCCUCAACCCGCUGGUUGUCUAUUGGCCGAUGACAUGGGAUUGGGUAAAACCGUUCAGGUAAUUGGUCUGCUGUCGGCCUUAUUGGGCAAGACUCACGUUCGUGAUCCAGAUUGGGUCCACUGUCGUAAUGUUCGUAUUGGUCAGUCUCAAGUUCGUCGCACCUUCCUGAUCAUAGCCCCUGGAUCCGUCUUGGGCAAUUGGGAGAGUGAGCUCGAGAGAUACGGUUUCUUUCUGGUCGAAAAAUUCCACGCCCGGGAUCGGGAUCGUAUUCUCCGUCACACCAAAUCCGGACGAGUCGAGAUCCUCUUGACCACUUUUGAGACGGCUCGUGAGGCUAUUGACCAAUUGAAUACGGUGGAUUGGGACGUGGUGGUCGUGGACGAGGUCCAUCGCAUCAAAGAGCCCAAAGCCCGAGUCACGCAAGCCUUGAAAAGCUUGAAUUGUCGCCGACGGAUCGGCUUGUCCGGCACUUUGUUGCAAAAUAAGUAUGAUGAGCUUUGGUGUCUUUUGGAUUGGGCCAAUCCAGGAUGUUUGGGUUCGCAGCAAUCAUUUGCCCACCGAUUCAGCCAACCCAUCGAAAAAGGUCUUCGGAUUGAUGCCAAGAAAGUGGAAUUGGCCCGAGCCAGACAACUUCAAAGCGACUUGAACAAGUUGAAAGAGAAAUAUGUCCUGCGGAGAACCAAGGACAACACCAUCCGGGACCAAUUGCCCAAGAAAACGGAUCAAAUCGUUUUUUGCCAUCCCUCACAAUUCCAAUUGAGUGUGUUCAAAGCCUUGCUAAACAGUGACGAAAUGCAGUUCGUUCAUGAUGGGCUAGAAAUGUGCGGAUGUGGACGACAACCUGAGCGUCAAGCGCGACAUUGUUGCCUCAAGGUCUUUGAAGGCAAUGACCAAAACUUGAGUUGGGUUCAAAUCGUGUUCACGUUUCUCCACCUUUUCCUCAAGGUGGCUAACCACGUAUCGCUUUUAUUACCUUAUCACACGUCCUCGGAGAUCCAGAGAUCCGAGGCUGAACGCUAUUGUCAGAUUGCUUUCCGGGAAACGCCAGAGUUUUUGGAUGCCUCCUUCCGAAGUCGAUUCGAAGAGUUGAGCAAUCCCAAAUAUAGUGGCAAGAUGCAAGUAUUAGUCAAGAUGCUGAAGGCCAUUGAAGAGGAGGAAGGAUCAUCCAAGGUCUUACUGUUUAGCUACUCCACGCACGUCUUGGACAUUCUUGAGUCUUUCGUGCAAAGUCAGAACUACGAAUAUCGGCGAUUGGAUGGAUCGACUCGGAUGGAGUCCCGAAUGGAGCUGGUCAAUGAAUUUAAUCACAAUCCGGACGUUUUCCUCUUCUUAAUCUCGACCAAAGCUGGGGGUUUGGGAUUGAAUAUCACAUCAGCCAAUGUAGUGAUUGUAUUUGAUCCGAAUUGGAACCCUUCCCAUGAUCUUCAGGCUCAAGAUCGAGCCUAUCGAUUGGGUCAAACGCGAGAUGUGCGGGUUUACCGCUUGAUCACGGCUGGAACCGUGGAGGAGAACAUCUAUUUGCGGCAGGUCUACAAGCAACAAUUGGGACGAAAUGCCAUGGAUGGUGAAAAAGCUAAACGCUUCUUCGUGGCCGUCCAAGGUCAAGCCAAAGGUGAACUCUUCGGCAUCAAGAAUCUCCUGAGCGUACGCUUCGAAGGUAAGUAUCUCAUGGAUGUGAUUCUCGACCGUCAAAAUCAGAUGAACAAUCUCGUCAAGCGCUACCAGAACUAUCAAUUGGUUGAUAAUUUGUUGGACAAGUCGGAACACGAAUCCAAGACCGAAGACGAUGCUUCUUUUUUGGAGGAGCUCAUCACGGAUGAUCCAGACGUGAUAGUUCCACGUAAGUCCGGAAUGGCAGCGGUUUUAGAGUGCACUCAAGUGGUCCAGUUCCAUGCCAAUCACGAAUUAGUGGGAGGAAGCAAAUUAGAAGAUCAGAUUUCCGCCGCUGCGGCCAAAAGUGUUCAACAGGGUCUAUGCGGGGAGGAAGAGAUGGCGUGGGAAAAUGUAGAUUAUUACCUUCCAACCCAAGUCUUGGACGACCCCAAAAUCAACGAAGGCUCACCUUUGACCCAACCCAAAGCCUUGAAUUUGGAGCCCAAGCGCGAUUUCGACCAAACUUUGAAUGAAGUUCAACGUCAAUGUCGCGUCUUGAAAAUGGGAAAUGGAUCACGGGUUCUCUACGGGCAAACUCCUCGGACAAUUCAAGACAGGGAUUUCCGAAACAUGGCUGAUUUUCUGGAUUUGUCAGUUGAGGCCUGUGCUCAACAUGUUCUUCAAUUAGAUCUUGACGGUCGAUUAGAACUACUAGAAGAGUUCUACUCAAAUUCUGGGGUUCCUGAUGUGAGUGGAUUAUUAUUGAAUGUUCGACGCGAUCUACAAAAUGCAGAGGGGGAGACAAUUCACACCCAACAAGUCAACAAAGAUAGUGCCAAAAAGGUAAAGACACCCGUUCCAAAAGAAAAUCAAAUGUCCUCACCGACAGCAAUCGAAAGCGAAGCCGACAUGCCUGAUAAACCUCAAAAACCGGCUCCAAAGCAAAGAUAUCAAGUGUUGCAUUUGAGUUCGUCGAGCGAAAGUGACGAAGAAGAAGAAGAAAGGAUCGUCAAACCGCCUCCAAAGCAACGAUACCAAAGGUCAAAGGAUGCGAAUCCAAGGCCUAUGGAAGUGACUCGUAUCAAGCAAUCUCGCUCUCUGAAUGACGCUGAAUUCAAUUACGAAUCGAUCUUGAAUUCGCCCAAGAAGAGCAAGAAGCGACCGCAAUCUCACCUCGAUACCGCGAGGGUUCAAGAAACGGGUUCGAGGUCAAAUGAAGAUUACUCAGUUUUAUUGAAUUCACCUUUGAAAAGGUGCCAUGAUGUGGGGGAUUCGUUGGAGACCUCUGAAAUUAAAAUUGAAGGAAGUUUGUUCGAUCUCUGGGUGCAAACAGGGAAAAUCAAGAAAAAGUGACAAAUCAUCUUCAAACUGAUGAUCUUAUCUUUUUAGAUAUAAUAGUGUUGUUUUCAGAAUUCUGAAUUCUGUUUCUCAUUAGAACGAAUAUAUUUUGUGGUUUUUUUUA
Molecule: messenger RNA, 3357 nt
Organism: Tigriopus californicus
Lineage: Eukaryota; Metazoa; Arthropoda; Copepoda; Harpacticoida; Harpacticidae
Product: DNA excision repair protein ERCC-6-like 2
Exons: 2
Coding region: 69-3248 (1059 amino acids)
Molecular function (GO): ATP binding; ATP-dependent chromatin remodeler activity
Source: RefSeq, a predicted model, not a curated record